Rhododendron vialii is the source of this 1607-nucleotide messenger RNA. RefSeq lists its product as uncharacterized. The transcript has 9 exons. Lineage: Eukaryota; Viridiplantae; Streptophyta; Magnoliopsida; Ericales; Ericaceae. The record is from RefSeq and is a predicted model, not a curated record. Bases 450 to 1388 code for a protein of 312 amino acids.
GUCCAUUCCCCAAGAUAUUGAAACAAGCCAAAGCUAUGUCAUUUGUUUACUCUCUCUCUCUCUCUCUCUCUUCGUGGCAAUAUUUAAGAUUUCGCCGUCAAGCUCUUAAUUUCUUUUAUCACUGUGUACUAUUUUUCUUCAAACUGAAUUGCAGUUUCACUUCCGAAUUCGUCGUGCAUGUUGCAUUGUUGACAGAGAUGAUAAGCUUAAAAUUCAUUUUGAUUGCACAUUUUAACGUAUUUUCUUUUAUACCCUGUUCCUGUAUCGUGUGUUGUCUUAUUUCUGAUCAUUGGAAUUGGAACAAGAAGCUUAGUUUUUUGUGGGUUUUGUCUGGAUGCAUUCAAGUUCCUUUUUAUUUCACUGUUUAGGGUAAUAACUCUGCUCUUUUGUUUAAUUUUGUAGUGGGAGAAUUGGUGGAAAAGCUUUACUUCCCCUCAUUGUAGCAGUCUAUGGAGCCUGAAAGGUUAAAUUCUCCCGACACUUCGGCCAUUUUGUUUGAACUUUUAGGACAUCAACUACAGUUUUCUCAGGAUCCCAAUUCUAAGCACUUGGGGACCACAGUUUGGGAUGCAUCAAUGGUGUUUGCCAAAUUUCUGGAAAAGAAUUGCAGAAAGGGAAGAUUUUCCCCUUCUAAACUGAAAGGAAAACGUGCUAUUGAACUUGGAGCAGGAUGUGGAGUGGCUGGUUUAGGCAUGGCGUUGCUGGGCUGUGAUGUAGUUUCAACAGACCAAACUGAGGUUUUGCCUUUGCUAAUGAGAAAUGUUGAGCGUAAUGCAUCAAGAAUCAUGCAAGCGGAUCCUGGUUCAGAUCCCUUUGGCUCCAUCGAGGUUGCAGAGCUGAACUGGGGUAAUGUUGAUCACAUAAAGGCUGUUGGUCCACCAUUUGACUAUAUCAUCGGCACCGAUGUUGUUUAUGCAGAGCAUCUCUUGGAACCACUUUUGCAGACGAUGCUUGCAUUAUCAGGACCAAAAACCACUAUCCUGUUGGGGUACGAGAUGCGUUCUACAAAUGUCCAUGAACAAAUGCUUCACCUGUGGAAGAGAAACUUCCAAGUGAAAAAUGUUCCAAAGGCAAAGAUGGACAGCAAGUACCAGCAUCCAAGCAUCCAACUUUUCAUCAUGGGCUUGAAGCCUUCAGAAGGAAGUGCAGAAACCAUGAGCAAUGGACUGGAUCAGCAAAUUGAUGAGAUCGGAACCACGGGCACUAUGCAAGAAGAGAAUGACGAUGCUGAUAAAAAUAAUGACCCGGAUGAAUUGGAUGAUUUUGGUGACAACAAAGCCAAGGAAGAUGGUGUGGUAGCCCCAAGUACUCACAAGCUUAGUGAAUGGGAAGCAAGGAGGUUUGGCUCUAUGGCCGCAAGGCUUCUUCAAGAUGUCAGGAUAACUUAGUUAUUUCAGGUUUUGGAUAUUUUUCGCUUAUUGCUGGCUCUGUCAUCUUUCCCAUAUGGGUAUGCUACUACUUUAUGAAUAGGAUUCUACGACUUCGGAGUCUGUCUAUCCAAAAUCUUUGGUAUCUCAGGACUCCCAUUUUGUGUGGAGACACACAAUCUCUCUGUUUAUGUUUUUUUCAACUGCAAGUACUAAGAUCGAGGAACAUUAUUAGAGACC